Nannizzia gypsea CBS 118893 is the source of this 303-nucleotide messenger RNA. RefSeq lists its product as hypothetical. Gene Ontology annotation, cellular component: DASH complex; mitotic spindle. The transcript has 2 exons. Bases 1 to 303 code for a protein of 100 amino acids. Gene Ontology annotation, biological process: attachment of spindle microtubules to kinetochore. The record is from RefSeq and is a predicted model, not a curated record. Lineage: Eukaryota; Fungi; Ascomycota; Eurotiomycetes; Onygenales; Arthrodermataceae.
AUGGACUACGAAACGCCCGAGUCCGGGUUCUCUAACCCUCUCGUACGCGAUAAUCCGCUUCUCUCUCCGUUAGAGCAAGAGGUUCUGGACGAGUACACGAAACUGCUUGAGAAUAUGAACAAGCUCUCUACUUCACUGAACGAUCUCGCGGUCCAGCCUUCAUCCGAUACACUUGAUGCUUUGCGGUCACUGGAGAGGAAGACAGCUACCGUCUAUACCUUGCUGAAGGCGAGUGUGUACAGCAUUGUGCUCCAGCAGCAGAUCUACAAUGGCGGGGAUGAGGGUCAGCUUGGAGAUAGCUAA